AUGGACAAGCUGCCUGUGGAAAUUCUCACUAAAAUCAUUGACUACCUUACUCCACCAGAGCAGGUACAGCUGCAGUCCGUCUCGAAACGAUUCUUUGCUCUCGCCCGCGAUAACAUCGUCUGGCGGCUACACUGUUACGAGAACACAUGGGCCGCGUUAUCCGCCACGCGCCCGAGAAAUGGAGCUUCUGAGGGCAUCGGCUCGAAUUCCACAGCGUCUUUAAGUUCGCUGGGACAGCCGCCCCUCCGAUCACUGAUUCAACCUCGGUCAAACGAUGCGGAGACACAGGACCAGCCGCCGUCCUUUGGCGAGAGGGCGAGAGCCGCCGCCGCUUGGGAUCCUUCUACCGAAGGGGAAAACGUCGAUUGGUACUCGGAAUAUAUCGCUCGACAUGGCCCUAUUUCACUAAGCUGGCUUCAACAACCUUUCUCUAAGACGCCUGGUGGGGGUAAGACGUAUCUCGAAGUGAAGGGAAUGGGACUGUUGAAGGAUUGGAGCUCCGCCAGGCAGAAUAAAGUGGUGUCGCCGUUAGGUGAUGGAAGUGUCUGUGUUUGGGAUCUGAAUCACUCCCAUGCGAUUGGAUCUCGGUUUACGAAGGGCAGCAUACUGGGAAAGAGUGCGCCAGGGAUUUUGACGGUGGAUAUGUCGAAACGACAGGAUAAUGCUGCGGCAAAAUCGGCACUCGAGUUUAUCAAUCUAGGGGAGUGUGUCAGCGUCGAUUCGCUUCGCCAAAGGGCUUAUCUAGCCGUCGGACAUGUUCUGAACGAAGUCGACCUCGCAACGCUACAAGUGAUCUCUCAACAAAGGUAUCCGUGGUCGGUGUUUGCCUUGUCACAGGAAACGGAUUACUCUGUGCCGCUGACUGUAGCGACUACACUCAGUCUUCAUAUCUACGACGGCAGGCUGUCCAAAAUUGAGGAGGAAGAAACGAUCAACCUGCGCUGUGAGGAGCCGACGGUAGCACUCGUUCCGGAAUCUCUGAUUUUUACGCCUCCAGACUCGCCUCUUUUACAGUUCCAGCCCAAUGGCAGGCCUCCGCAUCGCAUUCGGAGCCCCGACCUUUCGGAGACGAGUGAUAAUUAUGCCCCCUUGUUUCAGCCGGGUCCUCUUGCGGUUCUACAUGCUCCCGCCCCGCACGUGAAUUCGAUCUUCCUUGCGGGGCGUUUUCCAAGUAUACUGCAGUACGACCGCCGAUAUUUCCCUAGAUUACAGAAUACAGUCCACUCAGGUGGACGGCUUUGUGGUCUUGUCUCAGUCCCUGCCCCUCAGUUUCCUGUAUCUUCUGGCUCAAAGUACCCCGAGUCUCACUCGGUUGUGGCGUGCGGGGAAUACAAUGGAAAAGGAUCCCUCGAACUGUAUCGUCUUACUCCUUCAGGGAAUAUUGACACAAACGGGCCAUCAGCCUGCUCUUCGACCCUCAACACGGCUUACCAGAACCGACAGAGUGCGGCCCGCUCAAAGAUCCUGUCUGUCCAAUCACAUGGUACGCGACUUGUCUAUUCUGACGGAGAUGGGAAUAUCAAGUGGGUUGAGCGCGAUGGGCGCACUGAGGUCCGCCGUCUCAACAUCAACUCAUAUCGGCCACCUACAGCAACAGCAUUCAACCCAAGCACGAAUUCUGGGACUCAUAUCGGUGAGGACCCCAAUGAUGCAGCUGGACUCUGGGCUAGCGUAUCGCGCGCUCAGAAUGAAGGAGACGUUGCUCGCAAAGUGCUUCCGACAGGCGGAAACCUUACAGGAGACGAGCUUCUCGUCUGGACAGGAGAUCGCCUAGGUCGCAUUCGAUUUUCAGAUACCCCGGAUACAGAAGACGUUGGUGAAGAUGAUGAGAUGUCUCUAGACGGAGAAGUCGACGAGGGCGUACGAGAAGAGGCUCGGUCUAGAAAGCGUGAACUACAGGCACGCGAAAGAGAGUAUGCGAAGAUGAUGCGAAGGGCACUUGAAACCCAAGCUGAUGAGGUGCGGAGAAUGGGAGAUUUUGGUCUCUGA
This is a messenger RNA of Aspergillus calidoustus, 1989 nucleotides long. The record is from the annotation of a GenBank genome assembly. NCBI's taxonomy places the organism in Eukaryota, Fungi, Ascomycota, Eurotiomycetes, Eurotiales, Aspergillaceae.